AUGGCACACUCACGGCCCGCCGGUCAAAAUGGCCUGCCGAACGGACAAGCCUCGUCAGCAGGAUCCAGGGCACAGUCACAGAAGUUCUCAAGGCCUUUCACCCUCCAAGAGGCUCUUCCCUAUUCGCCCUUCACCUCCAUUAUUCCCUUCGAGUCAGAUAUUAUCCCGACCCCAGCCAUCGGGUCCGCGCUGCCCGCUCAUGACAUCUCCGAUGCCGUUCCCCGCCAGGACUACGAUGCGCUGAACCAAGAAGCAGAGGCGUCCUCGACAACGUCGAAGAAGCUGGAGCAGAGUCUGGAACAAGUCCAACAACUGCUGCAUCCCAAUAAGCUCACCCAAUACACCUUCCGUCACACUCCGAUUACGUCCACUCAAGAAGCCCCGACUCCUAAUCUCGCUGCUGGGCUGCCGUCAUUCGCUAAGAUGGUCUACACGAGGGCCUCUGUGGCUUUCCGAUACCCAACUCCCGAGACUCCUGGACAGACUUCCCCAAACGGACAAACGACGCCCAAGCCACGCGCGAAGCCCAAGUCUCCCGCUGCGCGAAAGUCUGACCCUCCCAGAGCUGCUCCGGCCAAUGCCGCCACCAACAAGCAGGCGCAGGCAUACAACUCGGCCAACUUCGAGAUCAUCAUACCCACAAAGUCCGAGACAGAAGCUGUCAACCCUAACUUCGGCAUAAACCCUCAGGUCCUAGAAGUGCCUGCCAAGCCCAAGAUAGAAGACACCAAAAUCGAACCCGAAGCUUUACUUAGCAUACCCGACGUUGCCGCUCCCAACGUUGCACCUGCGGCCUCUCAGUCAAACUUUACUAUUGAACUCUCAGCGCCUGUAGAUUUCAACAAGGAAGAAUAUCAAGUUGUGCCUGACUCUCCUGAAGCACCAGAGAACCUGUCAAGGAGAAGACAUCAAAACGGCUAUGCUGAGGAGCAAGACGCUUAUGGGGCCAGUCUUGACCAGCGACAACGGGCUGACACGGCUUACCAAGAUAUGCGCCGAUUAUUUCAGGAGAUAUUCGAGGCCGAGCAGAACCUCUCGGGCCAAGCCAACUCUUCUAGGCUUGUUGUGCUCACAAAUGACCAGGAGUCUACUCUAUCCGCGGCGGCUUCCCAGAAAGCUCACAGUGCUAUCAAGAAAGCGAUCGACAUGGGUUGCUUUACUGCAGCACCCUUGGAUGACUUGCUUCAUAUGCAAAGGUUGAGCGAAGGCUCUCUUCGACAUGCAGAAAGCUUGGAUGUCAGAAUUGAUGAGUCUUGGGGGGAGACUGAACUCGCAUCGUGGGUUCAACAGCUUCCCGAGAUUGACGCCGGCCUCAAAGCAGCACGCAUGGCACUGCGGCUGAUGGGGGGCGGUCGAGAGGAUAGGCAGCUUUACUCGGAGGACCUGAUCCAAACAGCACUCAACCUCUUCAAAAACGUCAUGGACGGGAUCAUAGUGCCUGUUGCCGAGAUGCGCCCUGUAGGGCCCACAGAGCAAGUAUUCAGGGGCCUGUCAUCUCACAAGAAGCUGAUUGUGCCCAUUUUCACCACGUGCGAGCGGCUCUUUUCUCUCUUGGGAACUCUCGUCGCAAGUAUCGACCUUUCAGAGACCGUGAUCAAUACGCUGGAGUUUGCAGCCUCUCGCCUAAUGUUCGUCGAAAAUGCCCACACCGAGCGUGAGUCGCUCAUUGGUGUACAAAAAUUCGACGUCCUUCGGUCUGUGGCGAUGGACAUGCUAUCACAAAUCUUCCUCAUGAAUCCAGUCCAGCGGCAGGGGAUCUUUGAUGACAUCUUGACCUCUCUGGAGAAACUCCCCGUUGGAAGAUUAAGUGCACGCCAGUUCAAGUUGGCAGACGGGAAAAGCAUACAGGCAGUCUCUGCCCUGAUCAUGCGGCUUGUACAAGCCAGCUCCAGCAAAGUGGAUGAUGGUAAAGCCAGGAGUCGGACCCGGGCACUCCAGGCAGUGGAUGAGGACGGCAACGCAGUCGAACCUGGGCUUGGGGAGGAAUUGGUAGGUCAAGCCCAAGCCACCAUUCUGAGUGAAGAGCAGGCCGCGAUCCAGCACGCCACUGCUAUCCAGGAGUUGCAGAGCGCCGUCGAGCCUCUGCUGGAAACUGCACGACGCAAUGCGUCUUAUGUCAUCAACUUCAUCGUCAAUCGCGCCCUCAAAUCUACGAAAUCUGGCGACACGCCUUAUCGCAACCUUUUGGACUUGUUUGUGGAGGACUUCACAACCUGCUUGGACUCACCAGACUGGCCCGCUGCGGAGCUUCUACUUCGUCUUCUCAUGAUGAUGAUGGUCAAACUUGUCGAGGGCGAGAGAAGUGCAGCACCGGCCAAGAACAUGGCCCUUGAGCUGCUUGGCGUCAUGGUUGCUGCAAUUUCCAGGAUUCGAGACUUAACACGCAAGACAGCGGGCCUCCUGGACACGAGCGAACCUCUGAAUGGGUUUCUUGCAGAUAUGGCAUUGGAAGUACUCGUUCGCAAGCCCCAAGCCGAGCAGAUGUGCGCAUGGUCUGGGCCGUACCGGGCAGAUGUGGAAUACCUCCAAGAACGUCUCAAGGACGACCCUCACCUCACGAGUGCAAUCUCAUAUGUGGCUAUGGACUGGGCGAGCAAGAUCUGUACUGGCUAUGACUCUUUUGAAGAUGACCGAGAAGGCCGUGAUCAGGAAAUGGGGCGGAUGGCCUUCCGACUCCGGAUGAUGAUUGAGGACCAACGAUGGCUUUCCAAUGAGUACAGGUUUGGGGCCAUCUCACCAAGCCAGGCCAAAAUGGCCCACUACGUCAUUCUUGCUCGCUCUCAGCUUUGCGAAGCUUUCAACGCAAUUCUCAACCUCUUGCUUGGAUCCUUGUCCAGCGAUCAGGCAACCGUCCGCAGCAAGGGCCUCAAGAGCAUCAACCAGGUCAUGGAGAGGGACCCUUCAAUCCUUGAUGGCGAUUCAGUCGUCGUCGAACUGAUCCUGCAAUGCUCACAUGACUCCUCUGCCCAGGUGCGUGACUCCGCACUUGGACUGAUUGGCAAGUCGAUCGAAGUCCGACCUGCCUUGGAAGAGAAAAUGCUUCCGACAGUCAUCCAGCGUUUCAUAGAUUCCGGCGUUGGAGUUCGCAAACGCGCUAUGAAGCUCGCGAGAUCGGUUUACCCGCGCAAUCACAGCAAGCAGAUCCGGAGUGCGAUCGCCAACGGCCUGCUACAUCGAGUACAGGAUCCUGACGAGGGCGUCCGAGAACUAGCAAGACAAAUGGUCGAAGAGAUCUGGAUCUUCCCCUUCUACUCCGGCGAGGAAUCGGCCGAGUACAAAACCUCACUGACCGAUCAUGUGUCGUUGAUCGUGCAGUCAGUCAAGACCGGGAAUAUCACCACGGUGUUGGACAAGGUCUUCCAACUUAUCCUUUCCCCAACCUCGAAGACUGCAAAGGCAAACUUCGAGGUUUGCAGGCGCCUCGUGGCCAGCAUGUUUGACCUAGUCAACAAUCCAGAUUCCGAAGACCCGUCCGUUCCAUCAGGACGCGAUGCCCUACAGGUACUCAUGAUUCUGGCGAAGGCCGAUGCCAAGCUGUUCACCUUUGAACAGAUCAAGUUGCUGAAGCCAUACAUCGCGAGCGUUGGGACUAGCGAGGAUAUGGCGGUCUCGCGUGCCGUUGUUGUGAUCUACUGUCGAGUUCUUCCGCAGUUGUCCAGCGUCCAUACGCAGUUCCUCACAGACAUCAGGAUGUCUCUCAUGUCUGCUACCAUGACGGUCUCUAGAAACUUGCUUGACGAAGUCAUGGCUUGUUUGUGGAUUAUCAGCACUCUCACCGAGGUCUCAACACAUCUGGCCCGACUUGUGAACUCGGGUCUUGUCGGCAUAACCAAAAUCAAAGCGAUGAUCCAGAAAGGCGCACCCAUGAGCAACGAUAUGAUGCGGAAAUUCGAACGAUACUCGCUCAUUGUCGGCAUGGUCGGGAAGCACUGCGACCUCGAUUCUCAUGCUUCUUUCUUCAAGACCAGCUUCCCAAAAUGGCAGGGCGGGCCAGUUUCGAAAUUAAUGGUUGAUGUCAUGCUUCCGUUUGCAAAGGAACCUCAGCCCCUCAUUAUCAGAAAGGCGGCCUUGGAUGGGGUUGGCUUGAUCUGUCAAUCGAACCCUAGAAAUUACGUGUCUGCCAAUGUCUACACAACGUUUCAAGAGGUGUUUGACGGGAGGGAGCCUACGCUAGAGACAAUGAUCAUGCGAUCUCUGAAAGAAUUCCUGACAACAGAGGAGAGACGCUCGGAACUCGCAACUGAAGCAGCCAAGGCCGCAAAAACCGCAACCGCUGGCUCCGACAACAAACGGGAACUCACCGUGAUGGGAGGCACCAACUACGACGAUGUCGCUAGUGCCACUACACAGCGGUUCCUCAAGGAUCUGACCCGCAUAGCUCUAGCUGGCAUUGACGACCACGCUUUCCUCGCUGUGGAGGUGCUUGGUAGCAUCAACCGACAAGGCCUGGUUCACCCAAAGGAGACAGGUGUGACCAUGAUCACCCUUGAGACUUGUCCGGUAACUAGGAUUUCCGAACUGGCCUAUCACGAGCAUCGUGCCCUUCAUGAGAAACACGAGACCGUCCUUGAACGAGAGUACGUGAAAGCCAUCCAGUCUGCUUUCCAGUAUCAGCGAGACAUCAUCAAGGAUACGCGGGGUGCCACUACCGAGCCAUUCGUCUCAAAACUUCAUCUUUUGGCAGAGGUCUUGAAGAUCAGCAGGUCAAAGAAUCGACAGCGUUUCCUUGAGAAGCUGUGCACUCAGGUUGACUUCGAGCCUGCCAAGCUGAGCGUCAGGGAGAAGAUGCCCAGCCAUGUCGAGUUCUCGCGUUUCAUCGUUGAGAAUUUGGCAUUCUUCGAGUAUGAGACAGUCGGCGAGGUUCAGAAAACGAUCUCGACAAUGGAGAAAAUCGUGCAUAGCACUGGUGCUGCCGUUGCACAUGCUAUCGAAUCAGAGAUCUUUCAGGUCCGCAUUGAUUCGGGUGCUGUGGGAGAAGAUCAAGGAUCUUCAACAGCAGCUGCUCCGCCAUCAGUGGACCCGCGCAGACUUCGGCAGCUCACAGCGAGCUCGAUGAUCCUUACGUGCCUGUGGGAAGCGCGAAGCUACCUGCGCCGUCUCUAUGGGCUCAGCUCCCAUCGUCGCGAAAGCAAAGGCAAGGGCCCACCGAAAGACCUCGCCAAGGCACCGAUCAAGGUGCAGGGUGUGACGGGCGACAAGUUCUGGGAUGAUUCGGGCCUCAUCAUGACGGCUCUCGACAGCCAGGAGCGCAUGCUGGAGCAUUGCAGAAGCUUUGUGGAGCUCCUCAAUGUGGACAAGGAGUUCAAAAUCUCCGAGGAGGACGACGAGAUGGAUGAUGAUGCGGCGACCCCGAGCGGUGAUGAGGAUGACCCGUCUCAUGAACGCGGCCGGAAACGCAAGGCCACGGGCACGCCUAGCGGCAGGAAGAAGCGGCCGAGAUCUAGUUCCCAGCCUCGCAAGCGGGGACGUCCCCGCAAGAACCCGGUCGAGGAAGAUGUCGAUGCCGAGUUUGAGGAGGAUGUUGACUGGUUCUAG
Thyridium curvatum is the source of this 5535-nucleotide messenger RNA. RefSeq lists its product as uncharacterized. Lineage: Eukaryota; Fungi; Ascomycota; Sordariomycetes; Thyridiales; Thyridiaceae. Gene Ontology annotation, biological process: regulation of gene expression; establishment of protein localization to chromatin; establishment of mitotic sister chromatid cohesion. The record is from RefSeq and is a predicted model, not a curated record. Gene Ontology annotation, molecular function: chromatin binding. Gene Ontology annotation, cellular component: Scc2-Scc4 cohesin loading complex. The transcript has 3 exons. The coding region runs from base 1 to 5535 and encodes 1844 amino acids.